Molecule: messenger RNA, 5202 nt
Organism: Octodon degus (degu)
Lineage: Eukaryota; Metazoa; Chordata; Mammalia; Rodentia; Octodontidae
Gene: Dnajc3
Product: DnaJ heat shock protein family (Hsp40) member C3
Exons: 12
Coding region: 136-1653 (505 amino acids)
Biological process (GO): protein folding in endoplasmic reticulum
Cellular component (GO): endoplasmic reticulum
Molecular function (GO): protein-folding chaperone binding; misfolded protein binding
Source: RefSeq, a predicted model, not a curated record
GCCCACCGCUGCCUUCCUCCGCUGGCGCCCGCCGCCGCUCAGGCCUGGGAGAGGACCGCAGGCGGGCGAAGCUGUUCUGGGCCCCCGCGCGCGCUGCUGGGCCGCGCACCUUCCUCCUCACAUCCGCUCUCGGACAUGGUGGCCCCCGGCUCCGUGACCAGCCGGCUGGGUACGGUGUUCCCCUUCCUGCUGGUCCUGGUGGACCUGCAGUACGAAGGUGCUGAAUGUGGAGUAAAUGCAGAUGUCGAGAAACAUCUUGAAUUGGGCAAGAAAUUGCUUGCAGCUGGACAGCUAGCUGACGCUUUGUCUCAGUUUCAUGCUGCAGUAGAUGGUGACCCUGAUAACUAUAUUGCAUACUAUCGGAGAGCUACUGUCUUUUUAGCUAUGGGAAAAUCAAAAGCAGCACUUCCUGAUUUAACUAAAGUGAUUGAACUGAAGAUGGAUUUCACGGCAGCAAGGUUACAGAGGGGCCACUUGCUGCUCAAACAGGGAAAACUGGACGAAGCAGAGGAUGACUUUAAAAAAGUGCUCAAAUCUAAUCCAAGUGAAAAUGAAGAAAAGGAAGCCCAAUCUCAGCUUCUAAAGUCUGAUGAAAUGCAGCGUUUGCGUUCACAAGCAUUCGAUGCUUUUCAGAGUGCAGAUUAUACUGCUGCUAUAGCCUUCCUUGAUAAGAUUUUAGAGGUUUGUGUUUGGGAUGCAGAACUACGGGAACUUCGAGCUGAAUGUUUUAUAAAAGAAGGGGAACCUCGGAAAGCUAUAAGUGACCUAAAAGCUGCAGCAAAAUUGAAGAACGAUAAUACUGAGGCAUUUUAUAGAAUCAGCACAUUGUAUUACCAGCUGGGAGACCAUGAGCUGUCCCUCAGUGAAGUUCGUGAAUGUCUUAAACUUGAUCAGGAUCACAAAAGAUGUUUUGCACACUACAAACAAGUGAAGAAACUUAAUAAGCUGAUUGAGUCAGCCGAAGAGCUCAUCAGAGAUGGCAGAUACACAGAUGCCUCGAGCAAGUAUGAGUCUGUCAUGAAAACAGAGCCCAACAUUGCUGAAUACACAAUUCGUUCAAAAGAAAGGAUUUGUCACUGCUUUUCUAAGGAUGAGAAGCCUGUUGAAGCUAUUAGAGUGUGUUCUGAAGUGUUACAGAUGGAACCUGACAAUGUAAAUGCUCUGAAAGAUCGAGCAGAGGCCUAUUUAAUAGAAGAGAUGUAUGAUGAAGCUAUUCAGGAUUAUGAAGCUGCUCAGGAACACAAUGAAAAUGAUCAGCAGAUUCGAGAAGGUCUAGAGAAAGCACAGAGACUACUGAAGCAGUCACAGAAACGGGAUUAUUAUAAAAUCUUAGGAGUAAAAAGAAAUGCCAAAAAGCAAGAAAUUAUUAAAGCAUACCGAAAGUUAGCGCUGCAGUGGCACCCAGAUAACUUUCAGAAUGAAGAAGAAAAGAAGAAAGCUGAGAAAAAAUUCAUUGACAUAGCAGCUGCUAAAGAAGUCCUCUCAGAUCCAGAAAUGAGGAAGAAGUUUGAUGAUGGAGAAGAUCCUCUGGAUGCGGAAAGCCAGCAAGGAGGAGGAGGUGGCAACCCUUUUCACAGAAGCUGGAACUCAUGGCAAGGGUUCAAUCCUUUCAGUUCAGGAGGACCAUUUAGAUUUAAAUUCCACUUCAAUUAAACCAACUGUUUUUCUGCUCUUCUUCCUUAAUUUUUUAAAGAUUAAAAACAAAACCUUGUACUGGGAUCUCAAUGAAAACAAAUUUCAAAUCUUUGUCCAUGACCAAAGAGUUGUUUUAAUGGGAAAAGUCCACUUUAGACCAAGUUUAAUGGCUUUGCGACAGCAGGGAGGUGAGGGGUAGUCCUGCUGGCAGAGCAGCCCACGCACAUUUCAUCAGUGUCUGGAGGUGCCUGGAAGCGACGCGCCUGGGGAAGUGCUCAAGGAUGCACCUGCGCAGAGGUUCUUCUUCCCAGCCUGGCGUAAUGCCUGCAUGGAGGAGCUGUCGUCUUUACAAGAACAGGCUGUGUCACAGUAUUCUUCAGGAGAAUAUGUACUUUCUUAGGGACAACUGGGCUUCGGUUUGGGUGUGCCUGGCCACUUGUAAGUGUUAAGUUAUUGCACCGCCUUUACCACACAAGCCUCUGCACCAGCAUCAGCGUGACUGUCAGUGAGGAGGGGCAGAGUCCUUGUUUUAGGAAACUUGCUACCGGUGCCAGUUACCAUGUCCAGGUGUAGGCCGAGGAGCAAUGCUAAGCAAAUUCUGGGGGGUGGUUGGUACCUAGAGAAGAAUACCAGCUUAACAAAUUCUCUUGCAAAACUAUGGGCCCUUUUGUUUACUACUCAAUGAACAGAAGAAGUUAACUAAAAGUAAUAAGUAAAACAGGUUCAGAUAGUAUAGCUGUGGUAUUAUUUAAGUAAUAUUGCUGAAGUUCAGUUUGAAGUACUUUUUAAGCAACCCAAGUUCUGAGUUGUGUUGUAUAGGAUGUCCCGUAACAAAACUGGGUUAGAAAUUUCAAGUUGCUCAGUGAACAGAGACACACAGUGCUGAGAUCCUUGCAUUCAGGCAGUACAGUAGGGCAGCUUCUCUGUGGCUCUUCCCUGGGCUGUAGCAGCUUCCCCUGGGAGCUGUCCCUAGUGCACAGGGCAGAGCCGCCCUCAGCCAGCCUGGAGGCUGAGAGGCGGGUUCCCGCCCAAGAGGAAGGACAGACUUGAGCACCGGGCAGCUCUGGCUGUGUGUCAUUUCCUCCGAGAUACCUUUCUGUUUCUUGUGAAGAAGUAACUCUCUAGAAAACGCACUGUUCAGUCUUUGCAUCUUGGAUGAUUCUGCCCUAAAAAAAGUGUUAUUAAAUCAAGUUUUUGAGUACUUAUGGAACUACUGAUGCUGCAUUUAAAAUCUAUGAUAAUUACUUUGGAUAAAACUAUUACCUUUAUUCUAGAAAGGUUUUUAUUUUUGCGUUGAAGCUUUUUGAAACAUUUUAAGCAUUAAAAGAUCUAAUGUAUUGGUUUUAUGAAAUCAAAGAUUUCAAUUCACCGAGGCAUACUGCCCAUGAAAGGCUACAGAAGCCAAGCAUAUAUUGUUUUCUUCUGUAGCUAUACCCUUAAAUAUUUGCAGAAAAAAAUUUUAACUGAUGGACACAAUCGUAUAAUUCAGCAAAGCACUUAAGUGCUUUUUGCUUCUAUGUAGGAAUCUUUCUUACCAAUAAACUUAACAGUGCAUUUUGAAAACUAGUGGCUGAGCUUGCAGUUUGUUUUAGUGGCUCAAAUUGCAAGUAAAUUCAUCUUCGUUCUUCAAUGUUAGUAUCUCAUUACCUCACUAAGUAUGUUAGCAAUGUAUAUUCAGAAUCUGGUUCUUUCUGCACAUGUCCCUGUGAACCUCUUUGAAAUACAGUAAUGGCCUCUACAUGCAUUUAAAAGUAAAUUUCUAUAUAUGAGAACAAAGCAAACUGGAUACUCACCCUUACCUUAGGGAGGAGCAGAGAAGGGUCUGGGCUGGUGAGGGCCAGGCCAUAGGGGAGGGCUCCUAGGCCUUGGCGGUUCCCAACUUGCUGCCCAGGCAGUUUUUGCAUUGGUAUUUUUUCACUUGUAACAAAAUUACUGUGGAUUUAUGAAAAUGUGCAGAGAGCCACUGCGUGGCUUCAUGUACACAGGCCUGUUUCAGUGAGAAGAAGUUGCUUUGGUGCCAAGUGCCAACAGCACGGAGAGGAAGGACGUCUCUGGCCAUUGCUGUGCUGAUGAAUGAGUAGUGGUCUUAAGUUCCAGCCUGGAGGGCCACUGGUAGUCUGCUGCUGCCCACCACAAGGGAGGAUGGUUCCUCUGUGCUUCCCUUAAACAGUACUGAGAAAAACUAUGAAUGUGUGAAGGGAUAGAACCAUCAUUCCCCCCACCUACCUGACAUAUGCAAUGUAAAAAUACAUUACCAGGAAAGCAUUUUACGUUGUUGUUGUUUUUUUUUUUUUUUAGUCUACCUUUCACAUGCCAGUCCACUUUGGGGAUUGCAGGUGAAGGUAACCUUUGUGGCUCUUCUGAGAAAAAUUAGAGCAGGAGAGUUGGCCUAGCCUUAGCUGUGUUCCACUCCGUUCCUAAGCACUGUGGGGGUGGGGGUGUCUGGGGUGGCGAGUGUCACAGGUGUUGCCAGGGCAGGAAGUGUUAAACACAUCAGUUGGUUGUUUUGUAUUUUAGGGAAGGGUCUAUAGGGUGUUCAGGGUCUCACUACUAGAUUGGACUCAGUGAUCCUCCUGUUUACAGCCUCCCAAGAGCUGGGAAAACAUGUCAGUUUUAAGCCUUAUACAGAAGGUCCUAAUUCAAUCCUCCGUUCUAAAAGCUUGUGCUUUCUUACUAUGAAUAAAUAGAUAAAAACUGGAAAAUAACAAUUAAGUAGCAGUUGGAACUAAUGCGUUAAUUUAAAAUGUUUUUAGUGUAUCAGUAUGAAAACAAAUUGGAGUUCUGAUAGUAGGAUCUAAAACCUACACAUGAUUUUAAAAAAAAUGAUAUAACCAUGUUUUAAGAAGGCCAACAGGGUCACAAUUUAAAAUGGGGCCCAUUUUUUGUUUCUGGCAGGAAGUGAAAACUUUCAGGUUUAAAGGCAUGAGGUUGUACUUGGGUGUUUACCAUGAAGAAAGUUUGUAAGAGGUAGAAGUUAAAAAAAUGGCUCUUCAGUCAGGCCUCUUGGAGCCGACAGACACAUGGAAGUGGGGCUGGGCCUUGUAAAAUGUUCCAUGCAUACACAUCAGGGUAACCUAGGCAGAUGAACGCAACCUUACUGAAUAUGGUUGACUUUUCCAUGUUUAUAAAGGAAGAAGACAAAUGCUAAUUUAUCAACUAAUAUCUUCACUGUGGGUCAGAUCAUUCCUUUUCUGUUAAUGGCAGGAUUCUGUAAUUUUAAAUGUUAUGAAGAGGUGGGAAUAAUUUUUUCAGAUCUCUGUUGAAUGAUUUAAGCAUAAAAUUAGCCACUGCGUGGCUUCGUGUACAUUCAUCUGUGGAUGAAACAUUUACCUGCAGAAGAAAGCAGAGCAGAGAGGAGGUGAAAACCGAAGAUGGUUGAGAAGUUGAAUUAUUCCUCUUACCCUGAGGUUUGUUUUGAAUGAGAAAAGACUUAGUCCAUCUCAAUUUAGUGUUGUAAUAAAGGAAUCUAAAAUUUGAAUUAGGUCUCAGACAUGUCUACAAAUAUGGGUACUAUUUUUUAAUGCCCGUGUAUUUUCACAUUUAAUAAAAAUAUUUAUGGUCAUAUCA